Mytilus californianus (California mussel) is the source of this 8259-nucleotide messenger RNA. RefSeq names its product mucolipin-3-like. NCBI's taxonomy places the organism in Eukaryota, Metazoa, Mollusca, Bivalvia, Mytilida, Mytilidae. Gene Ontology annotation, cellular component: plasma membrane; lysosomal membrane. The record is from RefSeq and is a predicted model, not a curated record. Gene Ontology annotation, molecular function: NAADP-sensitive calcium-release channel activity. The transcript has 14 exons. Bases 80 to 2053 code for a protein of 657 amino acids.
ACUUACUGUCAAACACCUCUCUCUUUCACAAACCCGAAAAAACUUCCUUUUUAGAUAAUGUCAACACCAACAAACUCCAAUGACAAGUCAGAAAAGUUUCAAGAUUUCUCCAACUGAAAGAGAUUCAGAAAAUUAUAGUGAAGAAGAAGAAAUUCGCACAAGAACACUCUCAGAAAAGUUGAAAAAAGUUCAAGAAAUGACAGACUUUCCGGGAGAAAGGUUAACACCUGACAAUGAUGAGAAUCCAGUUAAUUCUGAAAAACCGGAAAAUAAUGAAAAUCAAAGUAUUAAUUCUCCUCCAGAAAAUAAUGAAAAUAUUGGACGGUCUCGGCAUGGUCCAAAUCCAUCAAAACCUCUAAAACGAUCUCCUUCAACGCCAUAUUUGGAGGAUAAACUCAGAAGAAAGUUGAAGUUCUUUUUUAUGGGACCACAUGAAAAAAUAGUAGCUAGGAAAAAAUGUCCUUGGAAACUUAUAUUACAGAUACUGAAAGUUGUUAUUGUGACAGCACAGCUUGUUAUGUUUGGAAAAGAGAGGUCAUUGUUUGUUGAGUAUGUUGAGAAAAACAAUAUAGCAUUAAAACAUCUGUAUCUGAAGGACUGGGAAAACUCGUAUGAAACUAUGCCUUAUCCUCCAGCUAUAGGACAAUAUGCCAUAUACAACUUUGAUGAACUGUAUGAACAUAUUAACUUUGCAAUGAAGCAGUAUAAUCGGACAGAAGACACAGCUCUUGCUGUUUUCCAGUUGGUACGUCAGAACGGAUCUGUGAGAGCCAUGGAACUGUGCAGCGAACAUUACAAUGGUGGCACUCUUUAUCCUAAUGGAACAUUCAGCUUUUAUUCAGAGAAAAAUCAAGAUUGUGUUUUUGUGUAUCCAGUACAAGAAACAAAUAAAACAACAGGAAAGACAGAGGAUAAAUAUGACAUCAAGGAGUAUCUAACUCAAAACAACAAAACAAAUUUAUUUCACAGGAUUAUCAAGUUGACCCUGAAGUUCAAAAUAAAAUCCUACAGACUAAAUGCAGAAGGAAGAAAAGUAGCACCUGAAUGUUUCUUAGUCCAUGGCCUUAUAGUAUUUGAUGACUCCAAUAGAGAUGGACAGAUGUUAUUGACUUUAGACACAGAACUAGAAGAAAGAACCUGUCAUGGCCAUUAUAAUUAUGGAGAUGAAGAGAAGCAGGAGAGACUUACGAAUACACUGUAUGAUAUCUUUGUUAUAUGUGUGAGUGUUCUCUCUGCAGUUCUGUGUUUGAGGUCUCUAUACAGAGGACAUCAACUCAAACAGAAGACAAUAGAACACUUCAGAAAAGUUUAUCGUAAAGAACUAUCACGGUCAGAUAAAUUUGAGUUUUUAAACUUAUGGUAUGUUGCCAUUGUCCUCAAUGAUAUCUUCACGAUUGUUGGAAGUUCAUUCAAGAUACAGAUUGAGAAUAAGAAUGCUCAGAGUACCUCAGAGAACUAUGACAACUGUAGCUUGUUUCUGGGAACUGGUAGUAUACUGGUAUGGUUAGGAGUCCUUAGAUAUUUGGGAUUCUUCAAAACAUUUAAUAUUCUCAGUAUGGUUUUAAAGAAAGCAUGCCCAAAUAUGAUCAGAUUUUUGGUUGGAGCUCUGAUGUUGUAUGUAGGUUUCAUGUUUUGUGGAUGGGUUGUACUUGGACCAUACCAUAUAAAGUUCCGUUAUCUGAGUACAUCAUCGGAGUGUUUAUAUUCAUUAAUCAAUGGAGAUGACAUGUUUGUAACAUUUUCGGCAACAAUGACAAAGAAUAUGGUGGUGUGGUAUUUCAGUCGAAUCUACCUGUAUAUAUUUAUCUCACUGUUUAUUUAUUGUGUUUUGAAUUUGUUUAUUGCUGUUAUUCUGGAUACGUAUGAAACUAUUAAGGAGUACUAUGAACAUGGCUUUCCCAAGAGUGAUCUGACAGAGUUUAUAUGUAAAUGUAAUGACCCCCCAACGUCAGCUUUAUACAGGGGAGAAGACACUGGGUGUGGUCUCUGGUCUUGUUUAUGUUGCUGUAAAAGAAAUGCAGAUCAACCAGGAGAAUAUACUAGUUUGUUAUAGAAUUAAUAUGCUGUAGUCGAGAAGUUAGUAAUGGCCCCAUUGUCCAGUUACAGGUGACAGUGAAUUAAAAUGAUCAUGGCUUUACUAGAAAUUACAUUUGUGGAUUAAAGAAAGUGCCAGUGAAAUACAAUGAUCAUGACUUUACUAGAAAUUUGUGGAUUGAAGAAAGUGCAAGUGAAUAAACCUUUACAUGUCUCAGCAACUGAAUCUGAUGUUAUAUACAUUUACAUAACAGUUCAGUUUUAAUCUUAUAUUAAACCUUACAUUAUUGACUAAUACUCAUUUCACAUUCCAACAAAAUGAUCAUUCCUUGUAGUAUUCAUUUUAUUUAUUUCUGUCAUAUUUUUAGAGUAAAUACAGUAUAUAAAUUUUUAUUUGCUUUUAUUUAAUUUUAAAAUAAUGUACCUUUUUAGGUAUCAAUUUUAGGGGAUUAAUGAAAAAUUGCAUUUUUGCAAAUAGAUUUGGUUCAUCUUUACCCACCAUUUAUAUCAAAAUAUAAUGGUUCAAUACAAAAUACUCACAUCAUUCUUAACAUCUAAUUGUAGCUGCCUAACCAUGCAUAAAGGCAAGAAUAUAAUAUAAUAUAAUUAUUGGUUCAGAUUUGGUUUUUAGACUGCUGCUGCUGUCUUAUCCAGCUAAAAAUCCAUAUAUUUAACAAUACUCUACAAUAUUACAGCACUAUUUAUUACUUUUAGAGUUGUAUUCAUUUGCAAUAUCUAUAAAUAUAAGAUUUCGUUACACUUCUACACCAAACUUUUUUGAUUAAAACAUGUUUUUGUUUUCAAUUUGGAGUUAAUGACAAAAGAAGCUUUUUUCGUUUUGUUAGUUUUGUCCCCCGCGUAACAUGUUGUGGAGGAUAUGGAUAUACAGGGUGUAUGUCUGUCCAUUCAUCUGUCCAUCCGUCCGUCCAGUCUUCUAUGCGCUCUCACUUCUACACUUCUUGCCAGAAUUUUAUGAAACUUAUAUCUUAGGUUUUUAUAAGUAAUGUCUUUGACACUUAAGAAAAUAAGUUCUGUUCAAAUAUUUUUAACGAGUAAUACGUACGGUGACCUAUAGUUGUUAAUUUCUGUGUCGUUUGGUCUCUUGUGGAGAGUUGUCUCAUUGGCAAUCAUACCACAUCUUCUUUUUUAUAUAUAUCCCUUGGAAAUAUAAAUUAUAAUGGAAAUCACAUUGCAUUUGCUCUGAAGCCUUCAUUUCUAUUAAGAUAAUAAUAAAAAAAAAAUAAAGAACAAAAAAAAGUGCUUUCUUUACUUAUUGCCCUUUUACCUCGGAUACAUAAAAUAUGUGCAACUCGAGGAAUAUUGAAAUUUACAUAGUUUCACUAGGUUAUUUAAAAAAAUCAUGGAUUCUAAUGGCAGAAAAGGGUGUGAGAAUUAUCUAUAAAUACAAAUUAUACAUGAUCAUUUUCAUGGUUUUAUAAAUAUCUUUUUUCUAUUUGUAUUAUAAGUCUAUAUAAAAAAUCGAACUCUGAAAUCAAUAUUAUUGCUUUGUAUAAAUGGUACAAUUGCAUGUCAAAUAUUAAAAUCAUCUGCUCAGGAAUGUCCAUGUUUUCUCUCUUUUAGUGUAUCAUGUUGGUGCUUUAAUUUAUAAAGAUGUGCAAUGUAUUUAAUGUAAUGUAAAUAAUUAAGAUGUAAAAUAAUUACAAUGUAUGUAAUAUAAUGUAAAUUUACUAUCACCAUGUUAUUUAAUUAUAUAAUGUUCUGUCAAUAAUUACUACGUUAUUAAUGUAAAUAUAUUUAUUAAUAGUACGAAAGCACAUGUAUUUAUUUUGGUAAAACACAUGUGUUUUAUUUACAUCAACACAUGUUUUAGAAUACCUGUAAUGUUUACAAUGGGUUUCCUUGGAUGAAAUUUGUCGCAUAGCAGGUAUUAUUCUCCGAAUUAAAACAGGUAUUCUAUGUAUCGUAUGAUUUCGGCUCUUGUUUCUCGUGCCUGCUGUUUUAUAUAAAUUAAAUGUAAUUUAUAAUGUUAUCAUUUGAAGUUCUGCCUUAGGCUGAGUAGCAUACUUUGUACUACUGCCAUGCCUGUAUUAACCAUAACAGACCACCGUUCUGAAGAAGAAGACAAAUUACUAAUACAUGAGUCUACAACUCCUUUAGUUCUUUACAAAGAAGCUGCAUUUCCUAGUUUGUUUGUACCAGUACCGUCUACAGCAACCCAUCAAACAGAGCCACAGCAAAAAAUAAGUGACAGCACCUUUUAGCUGGUUAAUAAAUAAAAUAUGCUACUCUCACAAGGAGAGUUAAUUUCUGAUACAUGUGUUGAGUUUUAUUGUAUAAAUAAUUUAUGUUAGUGUAAGUCUGGCGAACUAGAACAUAAUGUCAAUUAUUACCAUUUUAUUAAUGUAAUGAGAAUACUUACUAUGUUAUUAAUGUAAUGAGAAUAAUUACUAUGUUAUUAAUGUUAUGUUAAUAAUUACUAUGUUGUUAAUGUUAUGUCAAUAAUUACUAUGUUAUUAAUGUAAUGAGAAUAAUUACUAUAAUGUCAAUUAUUACCAUUUUAUUAAUGUAAUGAGAAUACUUACUAUGUUAUUAAUGUAAUGAGAAUAAUUACUAUGUUAUUAAUGUUAUGUUAAUAAUUACUAUGUUGUUAAUGUUAUGUCAAUAAUUACUAUGUUAUUAAUGUAAUGAGAAUAAUUACUAGUAUGUUAUUAAUGGUGUUGGUAAUUAACGUCCUAUGAAUGAAAUGUUGGUAAUGUAAAUUGAUGUUUAGGGUACUGUUCUGUGUGUGUAGGUUAAUUUAUUUAAUGUAUAAGUUAUUUAUUUAAGGAUUUAUCAUAUCACUGAAUAUGAUAAAAAAAUAUCAAUCAAUCUUGAAAAAAUCUUUAUUAAAAGGAGGAAGGAAGAAAAACAAAUAAAUAAUUAGUCAAUGAAUUUAUGUUGGUACCGAUUAUCAAAUUGUCUGCAUGUUGAUAUUGUAAAAUAUCAGCUGCGAGUCACAAUAUGAAGCUUUUUGUCGAGAUAAUCGAUUUAUCGGGCUGUUUUUGCGUCUUUUGGAAGUUAUUUCUUAGUUUCACCAGCAACCGGAAGAUGACUUGAUAAGUUCGGGUCAAACAUAUCAACGUCGGUUCAAACAUUAUGAUGUUGCUGAUAUGUCCGGGUCAAAGUCAUAAAGGCAAGGUCAAUGUAUUUGAGGUCACAAAGCCGUGAUAUGCAAUUUUAUUAAGAGCUGAGCAGAGUGAUAUAGACAGUGGGAUGAGCGAUAAAUUCAUAUACAAAGCAGCUGCAGAAAUUGUAAGUGUUCGUUUUAUACAUAACCAAGUUUAGUUUUUACACAUUUCGUUAUUUUUUGCUUGUAUUUUUUUAAAUCAAAAUUAUUUGAUUUUAAUUCCAAACAGUUGAUUCAUCAAAAAACUACAUUUGGCAAACAAUUUCACGAGCUGUCUCUGAAGAUUAAAAUUCCUGUAGAAAUUAACUCUAAUUUAUAAAAUUUUCAAAUGUAUUACUUUAAAUAAUUGAGUUGACUCACUUUAUAUCUCGAAGAUUUUGUUAUUUUAUGGUCUGUUAUAGCUGACUAUAUGAUAUGUUUUUUUGCUGAUUAUUUAGGGUCGUAUGGUGACUUGUAGUUUAUUGAUUUCUUGUCUUUUGAUGGAGUGUUUUUUUAUUUAUAUCAGACAACACCACCUCCUAUCUACCUUUUUUUUGAUAGCAUGAGAAGCUGAGACAUUGAUUCCCACCCUUUUUCAUGUUUUUUGAGUAACAAAAAUGCAAACCCUCUUGUAUGUUUAUUGACAAAAGAUUUAUCUAUUGCUAUCAUGCUUGCACUAUUUCCAAGAGUGAUAAAUUGAUUUAACAAAUACCUAUGACUCUAGUUUUAAAUUGCAUCCGUGCAAAUAAUCAACAACUGAUUGAUAAUGGAUACCUGUGAUUCAAUCAGAAGUCAUAUAUUUCAUCUUAGAUUCUUGACCUUAUCACAUAUCAUGAAGCUUGGAAAAGUUACCUACCACACAUUACAUAGUCAAAGCCUUACUUCUAUCUAAAACAAAUCUUUUCAUAAGAGUACAUUCUAGGCUUGGAAGUCAUAUGGUCAAAAUAUGAUGAUUUUGUGCAUAUUAUUAACCUAAAAGUAUGAGGAAAAACUUGGCUGCAACCUAUUUUCCCAAAUGUUCUGUAACCAAAAGAUGCUAAUGAUGAUGUUGAAUUCUUAGACACAAGAAAUUUCUGGAUCAGGCGAAAGUAAAUUAUACUAAAAAAUAUUUUGAAUCAUGGAUUUAUUUAAAAUAUUUUUUAGUAUAAUCAUGGAAGUAAUAUUGAAAGGAAUAACAACGUCGUCACUUCAAAGGUUUCAUCUGCGUUACCGCCCAUCUUUCGAUAACUCGUUAAUUGGUUUAAUAUAUGGCAUGGUAAUUGACUCUCGGCAUGUGAUAGAUCAAAUCACUGACACUUUUCGGUCAUUUUGUGUUCCCGGAAAAUUACGAAUAGACCAGUUGUUGUCGUAUGUACGUACGAAGUAACCCAAAUAGUUCACUCGUUACAUUCCGCUGCUGUACGCUACCGAAUAGAGUCAGUUAUUCAAUGUUGAUUUUAGUCUAUUUUUCCUAUUUAUGUCUUUUUCGAUCUUAAUAGUUUAGGCCGACAGUUAUCACAUAUUGAAUUUAAGAAAAAAGGGUGGAUCAUUUUCAAUUUUAAUACUUAAAACCAGUUAAUUAAGAAGCCAUUUCUGAAAGUUAAGAAGAUGAUUGUACAAAAAAAUAUGUGUCGACCCCCUUUUAUUAAAUACGAAUAAUCCAAGUCUUCCGUGUAUACCAGGCAAAACAAAUAUUCACAAUUUUAAACGUUUCUAUUCUUUAAUUUGUACAUAAACAAAUUCAUAUAAAAUAAAUUUGCGGUUAGACAGAUAGCGUCAAGCUCGUUUUGUAUGGUUGAUUUUCUUUUUGCUGUAACGUGCUACAUUAAUAUUAGUAUUCAAUUGUAAACACUUUUUUAAAAUAGAUAUAAAUUUAACAUGUUUACGAACUUAUGAUCCCGAUUUUAAUUGUCCAGUUUUAAUAACGUAAUCAAUUACUUGAAAGUAAAUAUUUUUAUAAAUCUCGAUAAACUUGGCACAUUUCAACAGUAAAAUAUUCUAUGUCUACAUCUGUCUACAUUAUUUUGUUCAACAUCAUGUGAAACCUGAUCGAUUCAUCGGUAUUUAACUGUUUUACUCGGGAUCCGCUUUUAACCGGAAAAUACUAGUUUAAAACAAACGGCAAAGAGCAAAAAUAUGCUAAAUUAAAUACAAUUUUCCAUGCUAAACUGUUGUAGGUUGAACAAUUCUCGUCCGUUUUUCAAGUUUUUUACAUCAUACGACUUCUUUCUGAAGGUAGAGGUUUUAUAUGAUACAGCGCCACCUUCUUAUUAAUAAACCUCGGAUUUCACACAGGUGCUUUAUAAUUACCGGACUCGAUAAAAUCACGUGACUGAUAAGAAAUUCCAGAUGCCAUUUUACAACCGCGGUAUCACAGAUAGUAACCAAAGGGGUAUUGCCGCUGAGACUAUAAUUGGAUAAAAUCAUAUGACUUUAGUACAGAGCUCUGCAGGCUGUUAAUACAUGCUAAUUAGUCGUUGUUAUUCCUUUUAAAUAUUACUUCCAUGGUAUAAUUUACUUUGGCGUGAUCCAGAAAUCCUUAAUUGUCAUAACAAAAAAAAAUACUGCAUAAUUAAGGGAUUAUUGUUUUGUUAUUUAUAAUGUGGUUAUUUCGUAUUCAAAGUAAUGUAGCAACUAUUUCUAUUUGAAAUUUGUAGUAUUUUGGCCUGAUUAAUAAAACAUCAAAACCCUAGGGCCAAUUUUAACUUUUUGUGAACUUACUCCUUUACAUAUUUGACUAUAUUUUACUCUGCAUUUAGUAUGUGAGUUUAUUUUAAAUACUUUCAACUUUGAUUAAUAAAAGAUCAUCAACCAUCUCAGGCCACAAAGUUCUCAACAUCUAAAUUUAAUUUUCGCUGUGGUUUUUUAAGAAUUAGAAUACUGUAUAAAUAUUUUAUUGUUAUUUGAAUUAUUUUUAUAUAGUAUAACAAACUACUUUGCAAUUAUCCUAAAAUAUUGCAAGUUUAAAUUUUUGAUGUGUUGAAGAAACAGGUGAUUUGGUUUUGUUUUCUGUAGAAAUUGAAGAUAUGUAAAAUGAAGAGAGAAUCACAAAAGAUAAAAAUCUACUUACUUUGAUAUAUUUUGUUCACAGAACUAUUUGUGUAAUAAAUGAAAAUAACAAAUAUAUUUGUUGCCAUGAA